Lethenteron reissneri (Far Eastern brook lamprey) is the source of this 3997-nucleotide messenger RNA. RefSeq names its product EGF-containing fibulin-like extracellular matrix protein 2. Gene Ontology annotation, molecular function: calcium ion binding. NCBI's taxonomy places the organism in Eukaryota, Metazoa, Chordata, Hyperoartia, Petromyzontiformes, Petromyzontidae. The record is from RefSeq and is a predicted model, not a curated record.
CUCCUUUCCUGGACUCUAAUUCGCGACUCCCCUCGCUCGCACGGCACAACGCGGAGUGAGCGCCAGGCGGAGAGCGCGGGCAGUGGAGAGAGUGACAGAGACGAGAGGCAGUGGAGAGAGAGGCAGGGGAGAGAGGCAGGAGACGAGAGGCAGGGGAGAUAGUGACAGAGACGAGAGGCAGGAGAGAGACAGAGACGAGAGGCAGAGAAGAGGCAGGGGAGAGAGUGACAGAGACGAGAGGCAGUGGAGAGAGUGACAGAGACGAGUGGCAGGGGAGAAGCAGGGAGAGUUGGAGGAGAGCAGGGAGGGGAGACGCAGAGAUCGAAUUAAACUCGAAUAGCGGCACCAGCAGGAGAACGUCAUCCUCACCUCGUCAUAUCCCAGGCUGUCGUCUCCCUCUUGAAGCCAUGCUCCAUCCGCUGCUCGCCUCGUGGUGUCCGCUGCUGCUGCUGCUGCUCAUGGCGUCUGGGGUCCGGGUUCGAGCCCAGGACCCACUGGGUUCACCGUGCCCCGAGGGAUACACCUGGGACAGCGAGAUUGAGCAGUGCAGAGACAUAGACGAGUGCCUGACGAUCGCCGACGCGUGCAAGGGCGGCCUGCGCUGCGUCAACAACUUCGGGGGCUACCUCUGCCUGCCGCACUCCGCCACGCUCAUCUUCACGGUGGGCACCGAGGAAGGUGGGGCCGCCCAGGACGCCCACAGGGGGACGCAGCCCCCCGCGGCACCCCCGCGAACCCAGGGGACCUCCACCGGGCCCCCUUCGGUUCUCCGUCCCCCCGCGGCGCUGCCCGCGCUGGAGCGGUUGGCGUUCAGCGCGGGGGAGCUGGUCGAGCCGCCCCCCGGCCCCCCGGCCCCCCGAGCCCAGGGCCCCUACGCGGACCCCCCGGUGAGGGCGCCCCACGUGGUCUGCUCGCCGGGGUACGAGGGAGACUCUGCCGGGCGCUGUGUGGACGUGGACGAGUGUGCCCGCGGCUCGCACCGCUGCCGCGCCGGCCAGCGGUGCGUGAACGAGGCGGGCAGCCACAGCUGCCGCUGCCCGGAUGGCUUCACGCUGCUGGGCGCGCAGUGCGUGGACGUGGAUGAGUGUCGCUUGGGCCUCUGCUCCCACCAGUGCCUCAACUCGCCCGGCUCGUUCCGCUGCGCAUGCAGCAUCGGGUUCAGCCUCGCGGCCGACAACCGCACCUGCACAGACCUGGACGAGUGCGAGGUGGAGCGCCCCUGCUCGCAGAACUGCCUCAACCUCUACGGCUCCUUCCUGUGCCGCUGUGACAGCGGCUUCGAGCUGGACGGGGACCAGAGGUCAUGCCGAGACGUGGACGAGUGUGCAUUCUCGCAGUACCUGUGCCAGUUCCGCUGUGAGAACCACGCGGGCAGCUACGCCUGCUCGUGCCCACAUGGCUACCGCCUGCAGAGCGACACGCGCAGCUGCCGCGACGUGGAUGAGUGCGAGGAGGGCAGCCACGGGUGCCCCGAGGGCGCGAGCUGCUUCAACGUGCAGGGCAGCCACCGCUGCCUCCCGCGGAUCACCUGCAGCGCGCCCUACACGCUCAUCGGGGACAACCGCUGCGUGUGCCCCGGCGAGAUCCCGGCGUGCCGCGAGGAGCCCUACAUCGUGCUGCACAAGGCGAUGCAGAUGCAGGCCGGCCGCACCGCUCCCUCCGACGUCUUCCAGAUGCAGGCGACGGCGCAGUACCCGGGCGCCUUCUACACCUUCCGCAUCGCCGCCGGCGACGACGCGGGCCACUUCCUCAUGCGGCAAAUCGGCUCUGCGAGCGCGAUGCUGGUGCUGACGCGCCCGGUGACGGGGCCCCGCGACCUCGUGCUGGACCUCGAGAUGUUGACCAUCAACCCGGCGGCCGGCACGCGCGGCAGCUCCAUCAUCCGCCUGAGCAUCUUCGUCACCGAGCACCCAUUCUGAUCCCCCCCUCCCUCCCUCCCUCCCUCCCUACCUCCCUCCCUCUUUCCCUCCCUCUCCCUUACCUCUCUCUCACUCUCGCUCGACAGUCACCGAGCACCCCUUCUGAUCCCCCCCUCCCUCCCUACCUCCCUUCCUCUUUCCCUCCCUCUCCCUUACCUCUCUCUCACUCUCGCUCGACAGUCACCGAGUGCCACUUCUGAUCAACAUCUCUGUGUCUCUCCCUAUCUCCCUUAUCUCUAACUCUCGUGACACAGCUCUCUCGCGAACGUAUUGCUCCGUGUCGACCUCUCUCGUUAACUCUUCCUUAGCUCUCUCGUGUUAAAGUCAGCGAGCACCCAAGGGAGACUUUCUUUCACUCUCCCUUACCCCUCUCUCUCUCUCUCACGUUACAUCUCCAUUAUGACCUAAAAACUCAAUGUCACUCUCUCUCUCUCCACCCCUCUCCAAUCCCUCCUUAUGUUUUCAAUGUCGUCAUCAGCCAUCAUCAAUCCACUGCUGGGUGAAGCCCUUCCCAAGUCGUCGCGUCAGCCCUCACUACCUGCCUUCUCUCCUCAAUCUCUCGCGUUCCCUCUCUCUGCUGCUCCCCCAUGCUCUCCCUCGGCGGUGGUUGUGGACACGGUGUUGUCUGAGUGAGACGCUUCGUCCCCAGCGCAACGCGAUGACUCGUCACGCACGCGCAUGUGUGUGUUUAUAUCCACCCGAGUUCGAUUCCCGCUCACGACCACCAACACCAGUGAGGAUUAUCUGAACCGGUUUUGGGCCUCACCUACGUCGACUCAGUCUAAAAUGAGUACCCGGUGCGGUGUGUAAGCAUAUCGCCCAUGAGAGAGACAAAGGCGGCCGGGUGCAGUGCUGGCCACCCACCCCCUCGUGUCUCCGUGCUAAAUGGCGGCGGGGGGGGGGGGGUCUUUGUCUUUAUAUCGAAUAGUGAGUGGACGAUUCAAUUGCAGACAGAACCACGAAACCAGAAAGCCCCCUCGCGUCAAUCCCCCCAUUCCAGAAUAACCACAAAAAGUGCAGUUUGAGGCCCCAGUCAACGUUCGCUCGGUGGGAGGUCGCUCAUUCCACUCAUGCUGCCCAACGUGGCCUGGAGCCCCCCCUCCCCCCCCCCCCCCCAGUAGUCCGUGCAGUGGACUCGUUUGCCCCGGUUCAAAGUCCCCGGCUCAAGGCUUUCCUUUGCUCAUGCGCCCGUGGCAGACGCCCGCUGAUCCGUUGCCAGCGUCUCGAGCCACGCGGUCCGCCACGCGGUCCGCCACGAGACGCUGCGUAGACCCCUCGCGGUGCUGAGCGUGAGCCGUCUGCCAGUAAAGCGGACAGCACCUUGCGUCGCCUCGCCCCCUCUCGCCAGAUCCGUCGUUCGUCUUCUCGCUCCCUUUCUCCAUCGUUACAAAUCCCAACUCUAACUUAAACGUUAACCGUUUUGUGUCCGUUCGCUUCUCUGUACAUUGCGUGGUUUUCAUUUAUUAGGAACUCGCUAAAACACACACACACAAAGUGAAAUGUUAAGUGUUGCCCGCGUUUCAAUUAGCCCCGUCGUGCUAGCGUGUGAACGGUUGUAAUUAUUAUUGGCGCAUUCUUGUUGUUGUUGUUGAUGAUGAUGAUGGCAGCUCCACAAUUGUGAACACAGACGCCGGUCAUCCUGGUUGCACGAGCAGUGACCACCAACGUGGUCGCCUUGGCUUGGGUUUUCCACCUCCGAGCCACAAGAAAUUCGGGACGAAUCAUGGGAAGAAGAUGAAAGAUAUCCCAUUACUGUGUACGGGAAUAGUGGAGAACUACAUGGCAAUGCGUGUCCUUGAGUGGUGGAGUAGUAUUAUUGUUAUGCAACCGACAAAAGCCCGGAUUUUAAAUGUCAACACUAUACGAACUCACUCUGUUAUCUCCACUGAAGCCCUCUCGUCGCAGCGAGCAGAUCUCGAUAUCGGCAUGGGUCUCAACACAUCGCUGCCAUCGUGACCACGAACACAACAAUAGGUCUACGGUGCCUGAAUGCGGUUAAAGUUUUUUUUUUAAUCUGUACUUCUCACGUGUUGUUCAUAACCAGUGCACGUUUAUAAUAAACCUAAUUAAAACCCUAA